AUGGCUGAGGAUCGUGCAAAUGGAAACAGGUGUUGCCUGAUAUGCAAAAUAGUGCAUCGCAUUCGCCUGACCGACCGUACCGCGUAUGAGCCGAGCGCUCUCGCAAUUGGUCCUUAUCACCAUGCAGAUCCACCACUUCAAGCUAUGGAAAUGGAGAAGUGGAUAUGUCUACACUACAUUCUUGAUUUGAAUCGCGAUGUUAGGUUGCGUGACUACCUGAGCUUGAUUUCUGGACUAGAGAACGAAGCAAGAUGCUAUUACACCGAGGAGAUAAGCAUGGAUAGUAGAGAGUUCCUGCAGAUGCUUCUGCUAGAUAGCUGCUUUAUUCUGGUGUACCUUGGUCGUAUCAAUGCACAAGGAGCUUCUGUUGGUGGUGAACAAUUGAAAGAAAACAGAGCAUACGAAAGAAAGAAGGAACCAACGGAGUUGAGCCAGAUCAAUACAGCCUGCUGCCCAAGUGUUAGUGGGCACUCAGCGGUGGACAUAGAACUAAAUCAAUUUGUUAAAGAUCCUGAGGGUAGCCCUGACCAGGGGAUUUGCAGCAGUACUGUGGAAUGGUAUAACAGUUCUGCUGUCUAUGAUCUACUUUUGCUGGAGAACCAAAUUCCCUUCUUCAUUGUCAAGACAAUUUAUCUGUUCUUCUCAUGCAAUGUAACAACUACUUCGUUACUUACCGACAGCAUUUCAGAAUUCAUGGAAGGCAUUCUUUACCACUUCCCUAAAGUACUAACUGAGGCAAAUAGGCCAAAAGAUUUCUACCAUCUGCUUCACCUGUGUCAUAAGUACCUGAAACCUAGUCACAAUCUGGAGGAUGACCAUCAUAGAUAUGCUGCAAAUUUUCACUGCUUGCACUUCAUAUUUGACAUCAGCCGGAAGAUCUUCACUUUUGGACGGGUGCAAGGAAUGUCCCAUGACCAAAACAUGUUCCAUGAGCUAGAUUGGUCGAAUUCAGUACAGAAAUUUAAUCGGUGGCUUAGAGCAGUGGACUAUCAUGAAGCAGGAAUGCAGUUCAAAAAGCGGGAGUUUGACGAAGCCAAACCUCAUUCCCUGUUGGACAUUAGAUUCAGAAACGGUCUCAUGGAAAUACCAUGCUUGCCAAUAGAUGACAAGUCUUCUUUGCUUUUCAGAAACCUUGUAGCUUUUGAGCAAACCUGUCCUCAAGUUGGGGAUGAUAUCACUGCAUAUGUUGUGCUUCUGUCCCAGCUUACUAGUACGGCAGCUGAUGUUACUCUUCUUUCUCAGAAAGGGAUUAUAGUGCACCAGAUGGAAAGUGACGAGGAUGUAUCGACUCUUUUCACAAAGCUUUUUGAGUAUGUAGUAUUUAACUUCAAUGGUGAACACUACCUAAAGUCCCUAUGUUAUGCCAUGGAAGCACACUACCAAAGUCGUAUUAAUAGGUGGAUGGCAUGGCUGUGGCACAAUCACUUCAGCAAUCCCUGGGUAGGUUUUGCCGCGAUAGCUUCUGCUUUUAUAGUUGUAUGCAGCAUUAUGCAAACUGUUCUUGCUUUCUUGUCAUACAUGGAAUGA
Molecule: messenger RNA, 1527 nt
Organism: Triticum turgidum subsp. durum (durum wheat)
Lineage: Eukaryota; Viridiplantae; Streptophyta; Magnoliopsida; Poales; Poaceae
Source: the annotation of a GenBank genome assembly